AGCUGGGCCUUUGGGCUCUUUUCCUCUUUUCUCUCUUUUUUCUUUUCACACCUUCUAAAAACAACACAAAAAAAAAAGUUAAUUUUAUACAGUUUAAAACCCUCGAUCUCUUCUUUUUUAUUUUUCAUCUAAAAAGCUUCCAUGCUCUUGGUUAACAUGGGCGCCGGAAAACAUCAAAGCAAUGCUUUUCUUCGUUCCACGAAAUCCAGUGGUAAAAAGAAGCAGGUCGAUAGCGAAGCGAAAGCCGCUGCGAAACAAAAAAAGACCCAACACGAUGAUAUGGAAGCCCUUCAAAUCACGUUUUACGAGAUCGAAUCAUGGAUUGAGAAAACUACCCCUGUCCUGGCUCGAAUGACCAAAGAACUCGAUAAAGCCUCACAUCAUUUCGAAAAAAGACGAAAAGAAAUGAAAACACAAGACCCGGAAGACUCCCAACAACAUCCACCAUACCAGCAACCGCUGCUACAACAACCAUAUGCAUUUCCAUCUCAACAACAACAACCGCAGUCAUCGCAUUUUCAAUCAUCCUCUAUUCCCGAUUCUCAUUCAUCCCAUCUUCCAGAUACAGCCAUGUUUCAACCUUUACCGACCCCUCGUCAUGAACAGCAGCAGCAGCAGCAGCAGGGCAUGUCCUUGUCGUCUUCGGCCGCUGCUUCCGCAGAAAUGAACGAUUCCAUGCAGUGGAUCUUGUCGUUUCAGCCAGGCAACUCGUUGCGUUUGGAAACCAAUAUUACUUCCAUUGAUCAACUUGUCGAAGCCGUGCACAAGAUUCGUUUGCUUACGGAUCCUGACAAUGCAACGGUGCCUGCGUGGUUGCCCAGUUAUUCGUCCGACGACAUUCUGGGCUCUUCAUCGUCGGCUAUCGAUUUGAGCGAACCGGAUCCCUGCACGGAGUACUGGCACAAUGCCAUCUGUCGACGGCCGCAAUCGUGCCUGGAAAAAUACAAGCACGGCGACAUGAAUUUUAGUCGACUGACGGAGGAUGUGUCACCGAAUGUCCUUCACCAUAUUUGUCAAGUCUAUUGGGAUUGUUUACAUCCCAAAUUCUCGGCUGAUUGGUCCACUUUCUGGGACCGAUCCGGUGAUCCCAAACGCAAUCAGGUCUGCAUUGAUUCCGGCCUCGCCAUCGUCUUCCUUCACAUUGUGCGUCACCGCAAAGACGCCUGCGCCAAUGCCAACGAUAUCUCCUAUUAUUACUACGAUCGCGCGCGGGAUGCCCUGAUGGAUUUUUUUGAUACCCCGGACUGCGCGACCCUGGAAACGUUGCUAAAUCUAUCCAUGUUUUGUAUCCUGCGCAAGCAGCAUUCCCAGUCGAGAAUCUAUAUCAGUCUGGCCUAUCGAAUGAUGUUGGAGAUGGGCAUGCAUCGCCGCGCAAGAUUACCGUCGUCACGGAUACUGCGGAAAAAGUACAUGAAGCUGUUCAUGGUGCUUUUUUACAACGAUAUCAGCAGUUCGGUGUAUUCUGGCGAGCCCAGUCAAAUUGAUGACGAAGCGUGUGAUAUCGAUUUUUACGAAAUUAUCUCGCUCAAUACCGAGUUGAUGGAAUCGGGCGAAAUGAAUUACGAUGACAAGACGAUUGCCAAGGAAACCUUUUUUGCUCACUUGUUGGAAUUGGCGAAAAUAGGUAAACGCACCAUUCGCAUGGUCCGCGAGUACAAGGAACAGCAUCCGAAACACCAUCGCACGGGCGAAUUACCUCCAAGGUGGGCGAAACGCGUCCAGGCAGUGGAAAUUGCCCUCGCCCAGUGGUUCGAACGUUUACCAGAAGAUUACCGGGCCGAUCCUCAACCGCCGCUCACGCCGUAUACCCCCAUUUCAUGGGACAAAAUGGAUGCGCAAGCGCUGAGAGAACAAUCGGCGUUGCUGCUCAUGCUUCAGUAUCAAACGCAAUGGAUCCUUCUCCACAAAUCAUUCUUGUUACCGAGUGGCAGCUCGUCUUCACCUUUCCCCUCACCCAUGGACACCCCGUCGCCCCGUACCCCGCCCACUUCCUCGAGCCCACCUCCCCAGCAAUUUGCUGAUCGAUCGCAUGCUAUGUGUCUUGAUGCAGCGCAUCGUAUCGUGGUCAUGGCGGAAAUUAUCACUGAUCGCUACGGCUGGUGUGUUUGUCAGCAAUUCAUCAGUUGUAUUUACCAAGCGUCCACGAUCUACUGUCGCAAUGCGUUAUCCAAAGACGAUCAGCUUCGCCAAGAUGCCAAGUGCAUGAUUCAACGUAUCAUUCGUGUGCUGGCCAGCAGUCGCGUCAACUACAAUGGGUUGCCGGAUGAUCUCACGGACUGCCUCAACGAAUUCCUGGCCAGUCACGGCAUGCAAGCCAUGAAUGAAGACAAGGAAGGAUUCACGCUGUUCGACGAACUGUUCUCGACGGCGGCCGAAUUGCCGGCGUUCAAGGGAUUCAAUGAUACGUUGUACAACUCACCUCACAAUCACAAACAGUGCUUACUGCAAUCAUCUUAUCGUUCUUCCACCAGUCCCACAGGUCAACCACCGUCCGAUGUCGUUAUGCCAUUCAGUUUUGACCAUGCCAUGCCGACCAAAUUUUCAUCCGCUCAAGCGAAUCGGCGUGUGCUUUAAUAUUCCAUUUUCCCUUUUUCUUUUUUUCUACUUUGCAUAAUCUUGUUUACCGUGUUCUUUUACUACUACCAUUUGUCUAUUUAGUCUUAUUUUUGUAGCAUAUCAUUACUCUCAUCUCUCUUCAGUGUCUUUGUCUUCCUCUCUUUUUUGUUUAUUUAUUUGGUGCAUUUGGUCUACAUUAAAGAACGGCUCUGCCAUCCUACUAAAUU
Messenger RNA from Radiomyces spectabilis, 2783 nucleotides. RefSeq lists its product as uncharacterized. Bases 142 to 2574 code for a protein of 810 amino acids. The record is from RefSeq and is a predicted model, not a curated record. NCBI's taxonomy places the organism in Eukaryota, Fungi, Mucoromycota, Mucoromycetes, Mucorales, Radiomycetaceae. The transcript is spliced from 2 exons. Gene Ontology annotation, biological process: DNA-templated transcription. Gene Ontology annotation, molecular function: DNA binding; zinc ion binding.